Messenger RNA from Aspergillus japonicus CBS 114.51, 1104 nucleotides. Its product is annotated as mitochondrial 37S ribosomal protein bS21m. Gene Ontology annotation, molecular function: structural constituent of ribosome. Gene Ontology annotation, biological process: mitochondrial translational initiation; translation. Lineage: Eukaryota; Fungi; Ascomycota; Eurotiomycetes; Eurotiales; Aspergillaceae. The coding region runs from base 128 to 847 and encodes 239 amino acids. Gene Ontology annotation, cellular component: ribosome; mitochondrial small ribosomal subunit. The record is from RefSeq and is a predicted model, not a curated record. The transcript has a single exon.
CCGCGAUCUUGCCUCCGAUAACCACCCCUCCUACCUCAAUUGGAGCGUGAGUCCUUGCUCUCACAGCGGAAACCCCUUUGACAUCGGUUUUCAUUCGUGCCAAUCGCACGACCAUCAGAGCCCAGCCAUGGAGAUGCGUACGCUAUCGCAGUGUCUUCGCUCGACUGCCCGGCCGACGACGACGACAUCCCUUCUGUAUACGAAGCAAUUCGCCAGACAGUUCCUCCCAGCGAUCCGCUCCAACUCCUCCUCUUCCUCCUCCUCUUCCUCUUCGUCCUCAUCUCCGCCCGCCUCACCCUCUACGCCAUCGUCCACAUCCACAUCCGCCUUCCCCAAGCGCUCACCAUCCGCCUUCUCAAACCUCACAAAACCGCAAGGAGCCUUCGGCGGCGCCCCGUCAUCGCCCCGACCCACCGCCGUCAACGCCACCGCCGACGCCGACGCGAGCAUCGAUGAGCUCUUCAACAAGCUCCGACUGGGCGGCCGCAACGCGCUGUCGGACGAGUCGUCCUCCUCCUCCUCCGCCGCCACGGGCUCGCUCGCCGGCCUCUCGACGCAGGAGAACCUGCGCCUGGCGCCGAAGGUCAACCUGAAGCUGGGGCCUGCCCUCGGCCGGCAGAUCUUCGUCGAGCCCGACCGCGGCAACGAUCUGUCGGCCGCGUUGCGCAUGCUGGCCUCCCGCCUCGCUCAGCACAAAUUGAAGAGAAUAGUGAAGGAGCAGAAGUUCCACGUCCGCAAGGGACAGGUGCGCAAGAACAAGCGGAGUGCUCGGUGGAGGAAGCUGUUCAAGUUCUCGUUCCAGGACACCCUGCACCGGGUGCAGAAGAUGAGAGCCCAGGGUUGGUAAGGUUUUCUAUGUUCUCGGUGUUUCGUGGGGAUAGGAGGCGGGUAGUGGACGGGGGUUCCCGGGGGUGUAUAUAACGAGAUGCGGUCAUGGGGUUUAGGGAGGAAAGAAAGGGUUUUGAUUUUUUGAGAGAUAGGGAGGUAUUGAAGCAACGAUCACUAUAGAGAUUUGUUGCGGGAGGGGGAAAAGAGGGUGUUCCUUGCUCUGUAUACUAAAUUCGGAGAUUGUUUCAUAUGCUAUGGUUUGUUUUUUUUUUUUUU